AUUUUAUUAUAUAUGAAGUUGUGAUAUUUAUAAAUAUUAAGAAACUUUUUAUAACUGUAAAGUUCAAUAUUAUGAGUACAUUCACUCUGAUAAAUUUCUUUGAAAUGAUAUAUCUGUAUCAGUCUAUUCUCUGGCAUCUGUCAUCUGACUUUGUAAUGCAGACAAAAGAUAUCUGUGUUUUCAGAAACAGAAAUACAGAUGUUAUACUCUUUUACAUCUGCAGACAUGAGACUUGUACAUCUUAUCUGAAAUAUUAUCAUAAGAAUAAGCUGUUUGCAUGCUGCAUUCUGCUUUCUGUAUUUCUCUAUAUUCUUCUCUCUCUUUCUGAGAAGUGUCAUGCAUUUACUCUGAUGUCAGAGGCUAUUCUAAUUAAAGAUAAUUACACUGCUGAGACUACUCUCUUUUACUCUCAAGCUUCUUCUGUCACUUUCUCUCUCUUCUCUGCAGAGAAGGUUGUGUAUAAAUCAGGUUAUAA
Molecule: messenger RNA, 475 nt
Organism: Blastomyces gilchristii SLH14081
Lineage: Eukaryota; Fungi; Ascomycota; Eurotiomycetes; Onygenales; Ajellomycetaceae
Exons: 2
Source: RefSeq, a predicted model, not a curated record